UAUUAUUAUCUGGUAAAUGAAUGUCAGGAAUGCACUGCUUGCUGCAGAACACAGACCCUAACCUGCAACCAUGGGGAGUGGAACUCCAGCAACAUGCUUUCAGCUGGGGCAGGAGCACCAGAGCCAACAAAGGGGCUGGGUCACAGCCAGCCCAUGCUGUGCUUCAGUGCUGUGCAGCAGAUAAGAAGUGCAGCCUGCUGCCCAGCUGCUGGGCUCAACUCCUCCAUGCCCCACACUCAGUGUUUGUCCCUGGCACGUACCCCCAGGUGUACGGUGCAGAUGGAGAACUCCUUCCAGGUUCUGCUUUUGGAAGCAGAUGGCAGAGCAGGGCAUGGUCCAGGCUGUCUGCAGGGAGGUGGGGAUGUCCUCUGGGGUCCCAGUGUGGUUUUGGUGGUUGCUCAUACCUCCCUGCCGGCACGGAGCAAGGAACCUGCUCCCACCUAUGACUUAAUGGCACAGUCAGGCAGUGGGGUACAUGUAGGUGUCCGGUGCUGGUGGGAAGCGCUGUGUUUGCCGCGUCAAAGGAAAACAACGCCGUGGCGGAGCUGGAGCCCUGCUUUCCUCUAAGUGCCAGAGCCCACGAGAAGCGGGCACAGCAGAGCCCUGGCCGUCCCGCUGCCUCUGCCCAGCACGCACGGAGCUGCCGUCCCUCCUGCUGGGUCCGACCCGCACGGACGAUGCUCGCAGCACCGGACCGACGCGUCGCGGUUCCCCGGCAGCGCAGCGCGGUGUCCCGGCAGCGCGGGGCGGGGCGGAGCGGGAUGGCGGCGGUGCGGGGCUGCGGGUUCGAUCCGCGCCUCGGCACUGAGAGGGGCCGGGGAGAAGCGGGGUCAGGAGGCACCGAGCUCCUCCUCCGGGCAGGUGGGCAAACACCAGCAGCACGCUUCUGUCCCCCAGCUGCCAGCUGCCCCAUCCCAGAGGGCCAUGGUGCAGAGGUUGCUUCACUUACUGCAUCCUCAGCCCAUGGGGACAUCCCUCCAUGUCCUACAUCUCUCCCAUCACUUUCUCGUGUCACAUACAAGGACUUAAUUCGCUGCCUGCCAGUUCACCUCUCCCGGUACAUCCUGGGGCUUUUGGAUAACAAAUCCCUUAAAACAUGUGCCAGUGUGAGUAGAUACUGGGCUUUUCUGGCCAAAGAAGUUGAGAAGGAGCAUGCGUGUCAAAAAGUGGUACAGAAGAAAAUCCUGUAUUUGCAGGGGUUGUGCCCUCGGAGAGCAGUUUCCAACUAUGCUAAAAUAGUCAACGUGGCAAUUCCACAGUUAAAUGAAAAGGGAUGUGUCAUCAAAGUGAGAGAACACAGCCCUGGAAGUAAAACAAAGGAAGACAAGGAGGAGGAGAAAGAAAACAACCUGCAGGCAGCCUAUCAUGAUCUGCAAACUGACACAAUCCAGCUGGAAGAGAGGAAUGUAUUCUGUGGCUCCUACAAUAUUCGUGUCCUCACUAACCGAUCAGACCCAAACAGAGUAAUCCACUAUGCUGGGGGAGACUUGGUAGCCAUUGGCUCUGCAGAUCAAAAAGUGAGGAUUUUUAAUGUGUUGUCAAUGAGAGAAGUGCCACCUCUGCUCUCUGGGCAUGCUGGAAGCAUCAAAGCACUGCUGCUUGAUGAGAAGAAAGGGCUCAUUCUUAGCGCAAGCUGCGAUCUCAGCAUCAGAUGCUGGAAUAUAUACAGUGGUGCUUGCAUGAAAAUCUUUACAGGUCACUGCAGGGCCAUCACCUGCUUGGAUUUACACAACAAGAAGUUUGUGUCAGGAGGCACAGAUGGGAUGGUGAAAGUGUGGAACUUGGACAGCGGGGUAUGUCUUAAGACCCUGAAACACAGCAGUAUUGUUUAUGCUGUUAAAAUGGAUGGAACCCAUGUUGUCAGUGGGUGUGACAGAGGGCUGGUGAAAGUCUGGCAUGCUGGCACAGGAGCUCUGCUCAAAAUACUAGAAGGGCACCUAGGCCCAGUGAGGUGCUUGUCCUUUGGUCAGUGGCACCUUGUCUCAGGAAGCAAUGACGGGUAUGUCUUGGGAUGGAGCAUGGUGGGAGACCUUCAGAGGUGCCUAACAGCUUUCCGCCACCCGAAGGAAGUUCUGUCUCUGGAGUUGCUCUGUCUCAGAGUUGUCAGCAGUUGUGCUGAUGGGAAGAUCCGUGUGUUUAACUUCCUGACUGGGAGCUGCCUGAGAGUGCUGGUGGGCAGCAGCAGAGGGGAUCCUGUAUCUUUCUGUGCUGCCAAAAACAGGAUGGUGAUCAAUGCAACCAGCAGCCUGCUGAUGUUCCAGUUUGAGGAUGUCAUGUGGGACUACACACGAGGUGCUGAGCGAGAGAUGGAAUGGAAGCAGAAGCAGGAGAGCUCCCUUUUGGGCACAGCAUUGACUCCCUCCCAGCAAACCAAGAGCCACAUUGCCAGCCAGAUGCGUCGCCUCACUCUGAAGACACGAGCUCUCUGCAAUGAACUGAUAAAACCAGCAGCUUGCCAGCAACAGGAGCAUCUGCUUGGGAGCAGGAGAUCUUCUCACACCCAGGAAGAGCAGCUUUUUGCUCCUGAUGGUACAUCUGAAUAUGGCACUUCUGUACUUGCACAUCCUGACAGACAGCGGGAAGAGAAAAAGGGCUCAAUGUCCUCUGACAAGUUCCUCUUGACUAUCAGCAUGCUGCAGAAGAGUAGCAAGCCAUCCUUUGUCCGCUCCACUACAAAGCAUCCUGCAGCAACUGGGAAAGCAUUGGAAUGUCUGCUGCAACAGCAACAAAAAAGGCGAAUAUACACAACCCCUCUGCAACAAAAAAAGGAGCUGACAGCCCAGAUCCAACGUGCGAGAUCUCACAGUGAUUCUCUGACUAUGAAAAGAAUUUCUGUACCCUUUGAAACUAAAAUGCUGCAACUCAAGCUGAAAAAUUCUUUGCAUGGGCCCAAUGUGAAUUCCUCCAUUCCUGCUCCCUGCAUUGUACGUCUCAAGACUUGCAGUGCUUUGCCACAAGGAAAGAAAGUUCAUGGUGCUCACAGUCAAGGCACUUCUCUCCCUGAAGACAGAGUUCAGCAUAGUGGUACACACCGUACAGCUUCCGAACGGAUCAACUCAACACAUGCAAUGAUCCCACAAAUGAAAAAUGAAUCAGUUUGCAGGGGAAAAAAACCCUUUUGUCCAUACGCUGCAGAUCCUUCCGAGGCUGACAGUGAGUUCAGACUUCUGACAGGACAGCAGAAGGAGGCAUGUGCUGCAGCUGCUGUAGCUCAGUGUCAGGCAAACCAGGCAAAGCUCAAAGAAGAUCAUCAAAGAGCACGCAAGAAGGCAUGGUUAAGGAAAACUAAAGGCCUACCUACAGUCUCUUUUACUAAGGAGGGGAAGAUAUUUGCUCCUGAACUUGGACUUAAUACAUUUAUCUGAGGUAACCCAUUAGUCCAACAAAUCACCAGCAUCUGAGGAUUCUGGUUCUCUAAUGUAACAGCUUCCUUGGGUAUCCAGCUGAGCCUGCUGUGUCAAGAUCCCUGUGGUUUCUAUGUAAGUACAAAAGGUGUCUCUGCUGUUAAACUUUCCAUGAGAUAUUAUUUGUACUUUCAGCUCUUUCUCAAGGCAGUGAAUGGAAUGACUCCUCUCCUGGGUUUUAAGUUGCUAGAUGUGUUGUUAUUACAGACACAGCACAUUCAAGACUAAUAGAACAAAGAUAUGGCUCAACUGUUUGAAUAAAAAUUCUUCUCGUUA
Phasianus colchicus (ring-necked pheasant) is the source of this 3680-nucleotide messenger RNA. It is a transcript of the gene FBXW10B, whose product is annotated as F-box and WD repeat domain containing 10B. Gene Ontology annotation, molecular function: protein binding. The record is from RefSeq and is a predicted model, not a curated record. NCBI's taxonomy places the organism in Eukaryota, Metazoa, Chordata, Aves, Galliformes, Phasianidae.